GGUAAGGGUGGUGAGGACAAUCCUCUUGGGGAACUCUGAGAGAAUGACUCACACCCAAGGCAGGCAGGUUACAGCUGGGUCCACAGGUGUGCUCUACGGUGUGCCAAGUUGUAAGAGCAACUGAAGAGGCAGGAGGCAGCUGCGUGGGCCCGGAACUCCCCAGGGCAAGAGUUGCCAGGCAUGGCGUUGACUGUGGAUGUGGUGGGACCAGCACCUUGGGGCUUCCGCAUUAGCGGAGGAAGGGAUUUCCAUACACCCAUCAUUGUGACGAAGGUCACAGAGAGGGGCAAGGCGGAGGCAGCUGAUCUCCGGCCUGGCGACAUCAUUGUGGCCAUCAAUGGAGAGAGUGCCGAGAGCAUGCUACAUGUGGAGGCCCAAAGCAAGAUCCGACAGAGUGCCUCACCCCUAAGACUGCAGCUGGACCGGUCCCAAACUGCCUCUCCUGGGCAGAUCAAUGGGGAGGGCUCCUUGGACAUGCUGGCAACUAGAUUCCAGGGCUCCCUGAGGACACACCAUAACAGCCAGUCUUCCCAGAGAUCUGCCUGCUUCAGCCCAGACUCUCUCAGUCCCAGGCCAGACAGCCCUUUCUCCACUCCACCCCCUACCAGCCCAAUUGCCCUUUCUGGAGAGAAUGUGAUUGGCUGUAGUUUCCAGAGUCUGACACACUCUCCAGGUCUUGCUGCUACUCACCACUUGACCUACCCUGGCCAGCCCACCAGCCAACAGGCCGGCCACAGCAGCCCAAGCGACUCCACAGUGAGGGUGCUGCUUCAUUCCCCAGGACGACCCUCCAGCCCCAGGUUAAGCAGUUUGGACCUGGAGGAGGACUCAGAGGUGUUCAAGAUGCUGCAGGAGAACCGCCAGGGACGGGCUGCCCCAAGGCAGUCCAGCUCUUUUCGGCUCUUACAGGAAGCCUUGGAGGCUGAGGAAAGAGGCGGCACACCUGCCUUUGUGCCCAGCUCGCUGAGUCCCCAGGCUUCCUUGCCCACCUCCAGGGCCUUGGCCACGCCACCCAAACUCCACACCUGUGAGAAGUGCAGCGUCAACAUCUCGAACCAGGCAGUCCGCAUCCAGGAGGGGAGGUACCGACAUCCUGGCUGCUACACCUGCGCAGACUGCGGGCUGAACCUGAAGAUGCGGGGUCACUUCUGGGUGGGAAACGAGUUGUACUGUGAGAAGCACGCCCGCCAGCGCUACUCAAUGCCUGGAACUCUCAGCUCUCAAGCCUGAGCCAAAAGGUGCUCAGCCUUGUCUGCACUCUCAGACUCUGCAGACACAACCACACUGAGCAAGCAGGGAAGGGGUGAUGAUAGCAGUUGAUAGAACUAAGGCUGGGGAGUCCCCUUUGUCCUUGCUGGGUGAGGCCAAGGGUUGGGACUAGUGGCAGAUUGCUAGUGCUGAGAACAAUUCCACUCUCUCUGGCCUUUCUCCUGCAGGCCAGGUUCUAUACUACAGUCUGAAGUGGCCGCCAUAUUUGACAAGUUUGCAUAUAGGGUUGGGCACAGGUAGAAGUAUCUAGAAGGGAAAGGUGGGCCUGAGGUUAAUGAUAUUCAUGGUAUGAAGUUUCUAACAUAUGAAGUAUAUAUACAUGUGGCUAAAAUUAAGUAGUGUCCUUUCUUCUCUCUUUCCCUGUUCCUGGGAAGAAAGUUUUUAUUUAUAGGGACUUUCUUUUUCCUCCCCGCUUAAGGCCCGCCUGCUAUGCACCCCAUUGCAGAGGCCUGUUUCUUCUUUUUCUUUUUCAUACCUUUGAGACAGUAUGCUAGCUACCUCAAACUUAAAAUUUUCCCUCUUAGCUGUGGAGCUGUGGGCAUGUGCCUCACCACAGUCACUUACUUCCUUAUGUUGGGGGUCUGUGCUUCCUUAACUCUUUUGUAAAGGUGCUCCUUUAAAAAAUGGUUGCUUAUGUUUGGAGGGAGUGGGUUUCUUCUCUGAAGUUAGGAGAGACACAGAAACGGAGGACCAGGAAGAGCUUCCUGGCAAGACAGCCAAACACACCAUAAACUCAGCUGUGGGCAGAGCUGGACUGCGACUUGACCUUCACUCAGUUGGAUGCUACCAGCCUCACUGAUUACCAGUGUGCACAGAUGGGCAGGGCAGACAAGGGGGGAUCCAGUGAUGAUGUGUGGGUGGAGGAAGUUCAUCCCUCAGGCUACUUGAGGGAACAAUGAUCCAUCAACCCAGGAUAACCUUGGACCAGAGCUGCAGGGUGGCCUUGCUCAGGAUGGGCUGAGGCUUGAGACAGUCCAACAGAGUACCACCCACCAAGAGCUGGGUCUCAGCCUGGCUGGUCUGCUCGUGCUUGAUUUCAUUGAUUUGAGGGAAAUACACCAGGUGUGUGUCUGGUGGUCAGCAUCCUGCCCUGUGUGGGGUGCAUUUGAACAGAGAGGAUGUAGAGAACAGUGGUCUUUUGCAAACCCUUAA
Rattus rattus (black rat) is the source of this 2421-nucleotide messenger RNA. It is a transcript of the gene Pdlim2, whose product is annotated as PDZ and LIM domain 2. Gene Ontology annotation, molecular function: actin binding; muscle alpha-actinin binding. Lineage: Eukaryota; Metazoa; Chordata; Mammalia; Rodentia; Muridae. Gene Ontology annotation, biological process: muscle structure development; actin cytoskeleton organization; heart development. The coding region runs from base 181 to 1230 and encodes 349 amino acids. Gene Ontology annotation, cellular component: stress fiber; adherens junction; filamentous actin. The record is from RefSeq and is a predicted model, not a curated record. The transcript is spliced from 10 exons.